AUGCCCACUCAAAUUUUCGAAUUUAUGGCUGCUUCUGUUGAACUUCUCUCUCUGCAAUCCUAUAAAUCCCUCAGCCAUCCAACCCACGAAAUUCAUCCAAAUCUGAAAAGCUCUUUCUCCCUCAACCCUGAAUUCGUCUUUGCCCAAUCUAGCGAUGGCCUCCAUAGCUCUUUCUUCCUCUGCCAAGCCGCUCACUUUCCAGACUCUCCAAAGGAUGUGGGAACUGUGUUAACUGACCUAGGAGGUGUGGCUUCUGGAGUUUCUGGAGGGCUCCGUCACCCUUAUUCUCCAAAAGGCAUGGUGCUGGGUGUUGGAGAGAAUGAGAGAAUGUUUAGAGCUCUUAAAUGUUGCCGAGACAUCAGUUUCUUCUUAGUUCUUCCAUUUAUACAUCUCCCCGGAGAAGGAAAACUUUAUCGGAAAUUUGAGACCAGCAACGAAUGCAAAGGCGUUGGGUUUAUUGAGUGA
Molecule: messenger RNA, 465 nt
Organism: Microthlaspi erraticum
Lineage: Eukaryota; Viridiplantae; Streptophyta; Magnoliopsida; Brassicales; Brassicaceae
Source: the annotation of a GenBank genome assembly